Molecule: messenger RNA, 1386 nt
Organism: Megalops cyprinoides (Indo-Pacific tarpon)
Lineage: Eukaryota; Metazoa; Chordata; Actinopteri; Elopiformes; Megalopidae
Gene: ptger3
Product: prostaglandin E receptor 3 (subtype EP3)
Exons: 2
Coding region: 72-1241 (389 amino acids)
Biological process (GO): inflammatory response; positive regulation of cytosolic calcium ion concentration; adenylate cyclase-activating G protein-coupled receptor signaling pathway
Cellular component (GO): plasma membrane
Molecular function (GO): prostaglandin E receptor activity
Source: RefSeq, a predicted model, not a curated record
GUUUGCGUAGAGGGAAAUGCCGUACAUCCAUGAGAGAUCACCACCAUGUACGCCCCUGCGUCCUAUUCUAGAUGAUGAGUUCUGACGACUGUCAUUCCCGCGAAACCUGGACCAACUUUUCCUCUGAAACGAUGUGGGAAUAUAAUAUUUCCAAGCCAAUUCGCGAAAACAAUUCAACCAAAAGUGCCAACUGUGGAUCAGUGUCCGUGGCCUUUCCUAUAACUAUGAUGGUAACGGGAAUGGUUGGGAAUUCACUUUCACUGCUGUUAGUGUAUAGUUCAUAUAGGAAAAAGGAAAACAAACGGAAAAAAUCGUUCCUGCUCUGCAUUGGAUCAUUGGCAUUGACUGAUCUUUUCGGACAACUUCUCACAAGCCCGAUUGUUAUAUCAGUCUAUAGAGCUGAUCUGAAGUGGGAGCGCAUCGACUCCACUGGAGGACUGUGCGCGUUCUUUGGAGUAUGCAUGACAAUGUUUGGACUAUGUCCACUUUUCUUAGCCAGUGCAAUGGCAAUAGAAAGAUCUUUAGCCAUCACAAGUCCACACUGGUACUCCAACCACAUGAAAACAAGUGUCACAAAGCUGGCUUUGGCGAUCAUCUGGUGUCUGUUGUUGUUUUUCGCUCUGUUACCCAUUGCGGGAGUGGGACAGUACACGUUGCAAUGGCCAGGCACUUGGUGCUUUAUAAGUACCGGGGACAGGGACAUCCCAGGCAAUAUGUUCUUUUCCACCACGUUCGCUGUCCUGGGGAUAUUUUCAUUACUUGUGACUUUUGCCUGCAACGUUGUGACAAUCAGAGCGCUAGUCACCCGCUGCAGAACUAAGCCAGGGUCGUCUCAGUCGGCUAAGCAAUGGGAGAGGCUAACCACGGAGACUGUCAUUCAGCUUAUGGGGAUCAUGUGUGUGCUGUUCACCUGCUGGUCCCCUUUACUGAUAAUGAUGUUGAAGAUGAUAUCGACACAGACGUCCUCACAUCACUGCAAACCAGCAGCAGUAGCGUUUCCUCCCAGCAGAGACAUCCAGGUGGACUGCAACUUCUUUCUCACUGCUAUCCGCCUGGCCUCCUUGAACCAGAUCCUGGACCCUUGGGUUUACUUACUACUGAGAGAAAUCCUACUACGGAAAUUUUGCCAGGUGGCCAAUGCAGUCUCCAAUUGUUCUCUCGAUGGACAGAAGGAAACACAAGCAGCCCUUGAUGCCCUCAACAAGCAAGCCAUUGAUACCAAUGUUGCACCAAAAGAGUGACCAGACCAGGCAAAAUAUGGAAUAACUUGAUCUGAUUUUUUUUCCUCUUUAAGGCUUAGGGGUCAAAUUAAUCUAACGCAAAGCAUUUACUCAAAGAAAAGAAAACCAGCAGCAAGCCUGAGGCAUUAUCAACUUUUGUUGUAGU